Mucor velutinosus is the source of this 696-nucleotide messenger RNA. It is a transcript of the gene sif3, whose product is annotated as Sad1-interacting factor 3. Gene Ontology annotation, molecular function: carboxylic ester hydrolase activity; palmitoyl-(protein) hydrolase activity. The transcript is spliced from 5 exons. Gene Ontology annotation, biological process: protein depalmitoylation. NCBI's taxonomy places the organism in Eukaryota, Fungi, Mucoromycota, Mucoromycetes, Mucorales, Mucoraceae. The record is from RefSeq and is a predicted model, not a curated record. Gene Ontology annotation, cellular component: cytoplasm. Bases 1 to 696 code for a protein of 231 amino acids.
AUGCCAGAGCAGUUAUCCACCGUAGUGAUUGAACCUACCGCAACCCAUACAGCCACUGUGAUAUGGUUGCAUGGAUUAGGAGAUUCAGGUGUAGGAUGGCUAUUCUUAACAGAGGAAUUGGGCUCCAGAUUUCCUUACAUUAAAUGGAUAUUACCAAAUGCGCCACUAAAGUCAAUUACAUCCUUUGGAGAAGGUGCCUUGGUGAAUGCAUGGUUCAAUAUCAAUAGUUUUGAAAAGAAGGCGCAUCUAGAAAAGAUUGAUGAGGAGGGCAUGCUUGAGUCUGUGGGACUAGUGGAUCAAUUGAUUCAAAAUGAACGAAAUCAGGGUGUGCCAAGUCAGCGCAUCUUGCUGGGCGGUUUCAGUCAAGGAUGUGUCAUUUCCCUGUUGACCGCAGUGUCUACACCUCAUCAGUUGGCUGGCGUGGUGGCAUGCAGUGGAUGGCUUGCCCUGGGCGAAAAAUUGGACAGUUUUGGCUCUGACAUGAACAAGCAAAUCCCUAUUCUGAUGUGCCAUGGAGAGGAAGAUGCAGUUGUUGCAUUUCGAUUUGGCAGAGCCACUGCUAAAUACUUGACUAAAAAAGGGUACUCGAUCCAAUUCAACGGCUAUCCAGACCUUGCGCAUGCUGCUGACCCUAAAGAAAUCGCUGAUAUUAGUGAGUUUAUUGCGAAAUGUUUGCCUGUGAUUAGUAAACUCUAA